Limanda limanda (common dab) is the source of this 4421-nucleotide messenger RNA. It is a transcript of the gene esr2a, whose product is annotated as estrogen receptor 2a. The transcript has 9 exons. Gene Ontology annotation, biological process: cellular response to estradiol stimulus; estrogen receptor signaling pathway; regulation of DNA-templated transcription. Gene Ontology annotation, cellular component: nucleus. Bases 632 to 2332 code for a protein of 566 amino acids. Gene Ontology annotation, molecular function: nuclear estrogen receptor activity; zinc ion binding; nuclear receptor activity. The record is from RefSeq and is a predicted model, not a curated record. NCBI's taxonomy places the organism in Eukaryota, Metazoa, Chordata, Actinopteri, Pleuronectiformes, Pleuronectidae.
CGCAGCAGCAGCAGCUUUUCUCCUCUGAUCAUCUCCAGCUUCGUCUUUUCUUCACCAGUCACUGAGGAGCUGAAGAGACUGGAGCUCGAUCAGCGGCUCCUCUCACACCUCCGACCCGGAACCAGCGCAUGACAGCCCGGCUGGACUUCACUCCGUCACCCGCCCCCCCCCCCCCCACCACCCACCCACUGCGGUGCAACUUUUCUCUGCAAACUUGCUUCUUCUGACUCAAAGUACUGCCACAUCUUUGACUGAGUCCCUGAGCUGACACGUGUGAGACUGAACGAGCGCUGAACAUCUUCUCUCUCUCUCUCUCUCUCCUGGAUUGUUUCACGAGCUCGACUCCAACCUCAGAGUCGGGAUCAGCGUUGUGUUGCUGACUCACAACAACACUCUGGCCCUCGCCUGGUUCCAGACAUGAAUCUGAGGAUUUGUUCUGUGAGCUCAUGAGAAACGUUAAACGCCAGCGGCCCGUGUUCGUUCAUCUGCCGGAGUCGGUUGUUAUUUCUGCUCCUGCUAAUUUCAAAGUUCUCUCACCAUGACGUCACCACAGUGAAGGACAGAAGAGACACAAUGACUGUGACCUUGUGAUGGAGUGAAUGUGCUGAUCCUCAGACUGUGUGUAGUCGUGAUGGCCGCCGCCUGUGCAGAGAGGGACCAGCCGCUGCUGCAGCUCCAGGAAGUCGACUCCAGCCGCGUGAGGAGCUGCGUCCUGUCUCCGCUCCUCGGCUCGCCCCCCCCCGGUCUGUCCCUGGACGCCAGCCAGCCCAUCUGCAUCCCGUCGCCGUACGCCGAGCUGGGCCACGACUUCGCCAGCAUCCCCUUCUACAGCCCGACCAUCUUCAGCUACGCCGCUCCCGGCAUCUCCGAGUGUCCCUCCGUCCACCCGUCCCUCAGCCCGUCUCUGUUCUGGCCCGGCCACGGCCACAUGGGGCCGCCCAUGCCCGUGCACCGCUCCCAGGGUCGAGCCCAGCACGCCCAGCCCAUCCAGAGUCCGUGGGCGGAGCUGACGCCGCGGGACAGCGUCCUGACAAACAGUAAGAGCGUGAGGAGGCGGUCCCAGGAGAGCGAGGACGGCGUGGUGUCGGCGGGCGGGAAGUCGGACCUCCACUACUGCGCCGUGUGCCACGACUACGCCUCGGGCUACCACUACGGAGUGUGGUCGUGUGAGGGCUGCAAGGCCUUCUUCAAGAGGAGCAUCCAAGGACACAACGACUACAUCUGCCCGGCGACCAAUCAGUGCACGAUCGACAAGAACCGGCGUAAGAGCUGUCAGGCCUGUCGCCUCCGGAAGUGCUACGAGGUCGGGAUGACCAAGUGUGGGAUGCGAAAGGACCACGGCAGCUACAGGAACCCCAAGACGAGGCGGAUGACCCGUCUGUCGUCGCAGGGCAAAGCCAGCGGCCCCAAGGCUGUGACCGGGCCGGUGGCGGCGGCGGCGCUGAUGAACGAGCUGCAGCCGCAGGCGCUGACCCCGGAGCAGCUGAUCGAGCGGAUAAUGGAGGCGGAGCCGCCGGACAUCUACCUCAUGGGGGACACGAGCGGGCCGCUGACCGAGGCCAACGUCAUGAUGUCGCUCACCAACCUGGCCGACAAGGAGCUGGUGCACAUGAUCACCUGGGCCAAGAAGAUUCCAGGGUUCGUGGAGCUGGGCCUGUUGGACCAGGUGCACCUGCUGGAGUGCUGCUGGCUGGAGGUGCUGAUGAUGGGACUGAUGUGGAGGUCGGUGGACCAUCCAGGGAAACUCAUCUUCUCCCCGGACCUCAGCCUGAGCAGAGAUGAGGGGAGCUGUGUCCAGGGCUUCUCUGAGAUCUUUGACAUGCUGAUCGCUGCCACGUCCAGAGUGAGAGAGCUCAAGCUGCAGCGGGAGGAGUACGUCUGCCUCAAGGCCAUGAUCCUCCUCAACUCCAACAUGUGCCUCAGCUCGUCCGAGGGCAGCGAGGAGCUGCAGAGUCGCUCCAAGCUGCUUCUCCUUCUGGACGCCGUCACGGACGCUCUGGUGUGGGCCAUCGCUAAAACCGGCCUGACCUUCCGGCAGCAGUACACGCGGCUCGCUCACCUGCUCAUGCUGCUCUCACACAUCCGCCAUGUCAGUAACAAGGGCAUGGACCACCUCCACUGCAUGAAGAUGAAGAACAUGGUGCCUUUGUACGACUUGUUGCUGGAGAUGCUGGACGCCCACAUCAUGCACAGCUCCCGCCUGCCGCGCCAGGCCCCCCCCCAGCCGGAGUGCAAGGAGCAGGGGGAGGUUCCCGCUCGACCCCCCUCUGGGAACAGCUCCUCCACCACCUGGACUCCCGGCCCCCCUGGAGACGGAGGUGAAGCCCAGUAGACAAAUGGAGGAACUUGCACAGGAGGAAGUUUCACUGCUUUGCACAGAUGAAUCCACAGGACUGAUGUGGAGUCUCGUGAGCUUCUCUAAUCCUUCGUUUCAGCUUUAGAAGAAAGAAACCAAACUCGUCGCACAGGGAAAAACCAGAGUGGAAAGAGGAGAAGAACAAACUUUACAGAUAAUGAUCAGCUUCUUGUGCAAAGGGACAGGACGUCGGUGUCAUUUGCUGAAUUCAUCACGAGGAGACGGCUGUAGCAGAUGCUCAGAUGUUAUUACCAGAGACACCACAGCUCCAGCCACACGAUAACAUCAGGUAUGAGCAGGAAGUAAAGGCCUUUGUAACACUUUGGUUAUUACAUUAUAUUUUUCAGACAAUAACAGAGAUCCCUUAACUCAAGGUUACAGAUGUUGUGCCAGUUGAAGGUUGAUGUGUACCUCUGCAGAGAAAUCUCCAUCGUGAGCACAUGUGCAUUGUUUGUGUCGUUUCUGCAGUUGCACCUCCAGAACACUAGUUGGCGAUGAAGUUUCUAUGCCACUUGUGUUGAGUUUCUAGAUGUGAGAAGCUGAUGCUAAUAAGUGGACCACUCCUGCGUUGUGUAGUUGCGUUACAUGGAAGAUCAAGUCGAGCUACAGCGUCACUUUACCUUUCGGUGUUGAGUCUAUGCAGAAGUAUAAACUGACCUUAAAGCUGAACUCUAAAUCUGUUUAUUGACAGAUCUUCAUAAACAAGAUCUAACGAGCCAUAGUUUGAUUUGAUUCUUAUUGUUACAGUUCACGUCAGAAACCCUCUCGUCUGUUGGUUUGUUGUAGGUCAACAGAGGAAGAUCAAAUGUUAUCGAAUAUACGCGGAGAACUUCUUAGAGAUUUUCUGUUCGGUAACAGGUACAAUUUGGAGCAAGGACGCAAUAUUUGUACCGAACCACUUGAUGUGUUAACGUGCCUUUUUGUGGUUGUGGCCAAUGAGGAGGGUCACGUCACUAAUUACAAACAAUAACACAAACUAAAUGAUUCAUACGAUACUAAGCCAGAGUUGUGGUUUGGAUCCAAUUCAAAGUCUCAGCGUCAAAGUGUCAAAAUUACGUCCACUAAAGUGUUUUUCUUUUUAACCACUGAAAGGCUCAGAUGUUUUUUUGUGUUUGGCAACAUUAUUACUUUUUUGUUAAAUAAAUAAACCGCCGCUGUAUCGCUUUGCUCACCACCACAUAACCACCGUUGCUCUUAACUCAACUUUGCACUGCACAUACACGUCGAGACGGACUUGAAGCUAAAGAAAAGAUUAUUUUUGUAUCUUUGUCGCGAUGCAGCUUCGACAAUCACAACCGACGUCAGAUUAAAGCUCGUUCAGCAGAUUUUAAACGUCUGCACCACUUCAGCUGCUCUGUCUGCUUCUCCUCUGAUUUAACAUCACCACUGUGAACAUGUUCUUACAGUAGAGCCUGACUGAUAUGGAGCUUUUGGACUAUAAAGACAAAAAAGAAAUGCCAUUAAUUGCUUAAUUCAUUAUCAAACCCUCAUGAAAUGCAAUUGAGGCUUGAUAUUUUACAGUUUAACCACAAACGUCAUAAUAAAUAAUAGGUGAAAAUAAAAAAAAACAUCCGAAUAUAUAGAAAGUGAAUUGUAAAAUGGAAUUUUAUUUUGUGAAAUAAUAGACAAUACAUCUGUGAAAAGCUCUUAGAGGCAUUUCUAUUUUUUUAAUUGGCCAAUUUUAUCCGUCAGGCUCCUACUUCGUGUUCUUCAUAAUCCAAACAGAAUCUCAUACCUGCUUCAUUUCUAAUGAAAACUUUUAAUAAUGAAUAUGUUAACAAAGUAAUUGUAAUUGAAAGGACUAGUUUUUUUUCUCAUGUCAAUUAUCAAAUAUCUUCAUAUGUUAACUUACAAAUCAUCACUAAUGGAAUAAUGUCAGUGUUUUGAGUUGCUGUCAGUUUUAAUACAUUUAUUUUUGUUGUACGUUUUUUUUAAAUGUUUAUUCAUAAAACUCAUCCUGGUUUACACCACGAAAAUAAAGCAAAAAAUAUUGUACAGAUGUGACUGUGGCACAUUGAGUUGUGGUUUAUAAAUGCCAUUAAAAAAAAUGAAGUCCUCACUUUUA